Molecule: messenger RNA, 2986 nt
Organism: Ooceraea biroi (clonal raider ant)
Lineage: Eukaryota; Metazoa; Arthropoda; Insecta; Hymenoptera; Formicidae
Product: tubulin alpha-2/alpha-4 chain
Biological process (GO): microtubule-based process
Cellular component (GO): microtubule
Molecular function (GO): GTP binding; structural constituent of cytoskeleton
Source: RefSeq, a predicted model, not a curated record
GUACUUUCGAUACACAUCGGCCAGGGAGGCGUACAGAUGGGCAAUGCCUGUUGGGAGCUGUACUGCUUGGAACACGGCAUACAACCGGACGGUAUGUUGUCACCGCAGACCUGCACGAGAGACGAAGGUUUCCAGACCUUCUUCAGCGAAACAGGCGGCGGAAAAUACGUACCUAGGGCUGUCUUCCUCGAUCUCGAGCCGACAGUGAUAGACGAGGUACGCACGGGAACGUACCAUCAGCUGUUCCACCCCGAACAGCUGAUCUCGGGUAAGGAAGAUGCCGCAAACAACUACGCGCGCGGUCACUACACGCUCGGCGAGGAGAUCAUCGACCUCGUGCUGAACAGGAUCCGCAAGAUAGCCGAUACGUGUGGCGGUCUGCAAGGCUUCCUCAUCUUCCACGCGUUCGGUGGCGGCACCGGUUCCGGCUUCGCCAGUCUGCUGAUGGACCGGCUGUCCAUGGACUAUGGCAAGAAAGCAAAGUUGGAGUUUGUCAUAUAUCCGUCACCGCAAAUCUCCACCGCCGUCGUCGAGCCGUACAACGCGAUCCUGGUGACCCACACUACUCUGGAGAACUCAGAUUGCACGUUCCUCGUGGACAAUGAGGCAAUCUAUGACGUUUGUAGGCGCAAUCUCGAUAUUGAGCGGCCGACAUACACAAAUCUGAACCGACUGAUCGGCCAGAUCGUCUCCUCGAUCACAGCGUCGUUAAGAUUCGAUGGCGCUCUCAAUAUUGACCUCGCCGAGUUCCAGACGAAUCUCGUGCCCUAUCCCAGAAUACACUUUCCCUUGACGACCUACGCGCCCAUCGUUUCCAUUGAGAAGGCAUAUCACGAGCAGCUUACUGUGAUGGAGCUCACAUCAGCCUGCUUCGAGCCGGCUAUGCAGAUGGUCAAGUGUGAUCCUCGAAAUGGCAAGUACAUGGCUUGCUGCCUGCUGUACAGGGGUGACGUCGUACCAAAAGAUGUUAAUGCCUCCAUCGCGACCAUCAAGACGAAGAGAUCGAUACGAUUCGUCGACUGGUGUCCGACUGGUUUCAAGGUAGGAAUCAAUUAUCAACCGCCAACCGUGGUACCAGGCGGUGAUUUGGCGAAGGUUCAAAGGGCUAUGGUCAUGUUGGCGAACACCACGGCCAUUUCCGAGGUGUGGAAUCGACUGAAUAGAAAGUUCGAUCUAAUGUUUAGCAAGCGAGCGUUCGUUCAUUGGUACGUUGCUGAGAAUAUGGACGAGAGCGAAUUUAACGAAGCUAGGGAAGAUAUGGCCGUGUUAGAGAAAGAUUAUCAGGAAGUUGCCACAGAUUCUCUGGAGAUCGCCGGUGAAGAAGAAUUUUAAUUGUCUCUGAAGCUCGUAGUACUAAUCGCAUGCACUUUAGUGGGAUAAAUGAACAUUUUAUUCGCUCGCACCGUUUUUUUAGGAUUUUUACAUUCCUUUCGUUAUGUUCUUGUAUACGUUUUAUGUAUUGUUUUUAUUUUAAAUUUGUAGGCAUGUCCAUUUGUGUGAUUUUUAAUAAACGACAUUUACUUUUUGAUAUGAAUUUCUGCAAAUUGCUUUUAAAAGAGAUUCUUGGACAUUUUUCGGAGGGAUCGGGUAACAAAGAACAAAACGGCGUUCAUAGAUGUUACAGGCUUUUUAUUGUGUAGAACAGCCGAUGGCUGCACGAAUUAUAUUACAUAUGUAUAAAUUUCCGUCGGCAUCUUUACGCAUCUUUACGUCGCACGUAGGAUUUUUUCGUGUGUAAGUGUAGUGUAAAAAUCACGAAUGCUUUCUGCCUUUGUGCGUGUCACGCUGGUAUCUGAAACUUAAACUUAAGGUAUCGUGAAGAUAAAAGAAGAGAAAACGACAUAAUUUCGCGAAUAGUAUCGAAUUAAAUAAUCAUUAGUCACGAUUAUACGAUAAUAAUAGGGGCGAUAAUAAAUCAAAGUGGAAACGUAGAGCGAUGAUCGAGGCACGGCUAAGCUGACGACAGAAUAACGCGACAACUAAUCACGCUGAUCACAACGAUAACGAUAACGAUAAUCAUAAGCAUUCAUCGUAAUUAUUAAGCAUCUCUCUUACUCUACCUCCUUUUCUCUUCUCGCUUUAUCAUCGCUGACGAAGCGAUGUUUUGGAACAGUUCUUCUGUCAUAUCAUACCGAUACAGUAAUAAUAAUUCUUAUCGUUAUAUCCUUUUAAUAAAAUCUUGGACGCGCUGUUUACUGGCAUACGCGUGCAAUAAUUUGCACCUUUUUCCCCUCUCUUUCUCCUCAUAUCUAUAAAACUUCUCGGUCUUCUCUUCCUGCAUUUAUCUCUAUCUUCCUCUUCCGUUUACUUAAAAGAAAAAGAAAACAAGAAAGAAGGCUUUAUCUCAUUUUUUUGGGAUUGGCGGGACUAUAAGCCUGCCGCUCGCUGGACUAGAGAUUUUCACUACCGCUUUAUUGCGCAUCCGUUAUUAUAUCCGAGAGGAGAAUGAUACUUCUUGCUCCAUCUCAUUAAAAAUUUAUUCCUUGAAGGGUCCAGAUACCCUCGUUCCUUUGACUCGAAAAUCAUUUCGUCUUUCCAAGUUUUCUCUCAACUGUGGAAAAUCCAUCGUCCUCUUGGAGAGGCGAAUCGCGAAAUAAAACGCGAACGAUUCUUUGAUACUCGAGACCGGCGGAGUGGACAGCCACGUUCUCGCUCGUAAUAAUUAAAGGACACUGUGCAGACUAGUAUUUGCGAAGGCAUUCAGAGGCAAACUUUGUCUAGAACAAUCUCUCUCUCCUAAAAUGAAACGUUCUUUGCAAGAGCAUGUGAACGAGGCACACCGGACCUAUGUCACUUUGUCUUUAAUUCUUUUCUUGUUUCUUCAAAGCGUAAACGCGAAUCGCUGAUGCACGAAAGUAAAGCUACGCGAAGUUUCGCGGCCGAGUUUGAAAUGAGUUUCUUUUGUUUCUUAAUCGUUCCAAACUCGGCCGGCUAUAUUAGAAAAGUAUUCAAAAAUGAGCUUUAUUUCGAGAGUUUGCAACGAUUA